AGUCAGGACCCUCUUUCUCUUGACAGAUUCUUCAGGGUUGAUUUGAUCUUCAUGAAUAUCCUCGCUUAGAACUGCCAAGCAUGUUCCCACCGGCUGGCGGUCCUCACUGCUUCCCCAUGGUCUUAAAUGAAAUGGCCCUCGGCAUUCAGAAGCUGAUCACUCGCGAGCCUCGAGAGGUCACAGAGCAAAAGCAAUGGCUGGAACUGUGCUCGAGUCCAAGAUGAAUCCGACGAAUCCGUCAGAUUCUUCUGCAACUGUUGACACAGAUGGCGAGUCCAAGCCUUCCGGACAUGUCUUCAAUGAGCAGACCAACUAUGUGCCAAAAAGCACCAUCAUCACGAUAUUUCUGGCCUGCUCGACGGUUGACCUCAUAGCACUGAUGGAUCAAACUACCCUCGCAGCCAGUUUGUCCAUCAUCGGGAAUGCCUUGCAUGCUAGUGACCAGACCUCGUGGAUAUCCGGUGGUUACUUUGUCACGUCUACCUGCUUCCAACUCUUGUAUGGCCGACUCUCCGACGUCUGGUCGCGCAAGCUGGUUCUCUUCGCUGGCCUGGGCAUCUUCUUUUUCGGGUCCCUGGCCGCCUCGUUGGCUCAAACCGCGACACAACUCAUCAUCUUCCGAGCCUUCACUGGUGUCGGUGGUGGUGGCCUCAUGACCGUUGCGCAGAUGAUUGUCAGCGACGUGGUUCCGCUGCGUGAGCGAGGCAAAUACCAGGGAAUCCUAGGUGCGGUCGUCGCCCUCGCCAACGGCAUCGGUCCAGUAAUUGGAGGUGCCCUGGCCUCGAUCAGCGAAGAUUCAUGGCGCUGGAUUUUCCGUCUCAACCUUCCCCUCACUGCAAUCACCACACUGAGUGUGCUCUUCUUCAUGCCACUGCGCAAGGUCACGGGUGACUGGAAGGUCAAGCUUAAGGCGAUCGACUUCUUUGGCGUGGUUCUCGCCCUCGGUGGCACGGCCGUCCUGCUGCUGGGUUUAACCUGGGGUGGAGGUGAGUAUCCAUGGCAGUCGGCACAUGUAAUCGCCACUCUCGUGGUGGGUUUCGCCAUUUGUGUUGCAUUCGUCCUCUGGCAGUGGAAGGGCACGUCAGUUCCCCUGGUGCCAAUGCGGAUUUUCACAUCGCGCAUUGUCAACGGCGCGUGUCUUACCAUGUUUGUGAACGGGUGGAAUUUCCUCGUCCAGGUCUAUUAUAUCCCCACCUUCUAUCAACUUGUCUUCGAGUACUCCACCGUGAAGGCGGGAACGAUGCUCCUUCCUAUCACUCUUAUGCAAACCGUUAGUAGUACGGUCUCCGGCCUUGUAGUCCACUGGGUAGGCCGGUAUAGGGAGUGCAUUCUCUUUGGUUGGAUGAUCUGGGCCGUAGGCCUGGGUCUCUUUUCGACUUUGGACAAAUCUUCAGGACUAGGGAAGCAGAUUGGAUAUGGUAUAUUGACCGGUGUUGGAGUGGGAAAUACCUUGCAACCAUCCGCUGAAACAUGGCUGACCGGGUCCAAUAGUGCCCUCAUAGCAGUACAGGCUGGAGUUGACCGUCGAGAAAUGGCCGUUGUCACGUCAUUCCGAAAGCUGACUUUCGACAGCUUCAUCCGAAAUCUCGGCGGUACACUUGGCCUCGCUAUUGCUGGAACAAUCAUAAACAACCUCAUUUCCUCCGCGGUGUCGUCUCUGGGACUGAGCGAUUCCGAAAAACGAUCCUUCCUGUCGAGUCCCCAGAACUACCUGUCCCAGCUCCCUGCCGAUGAAGCGGAUCACGCUCGCUCCUUGUUGAUCCCGGCGUAUCAAAAAGGAUUUCGCAUCAUCUUCAUUAUCGGCGCAGCUUUGUCGACACUGGCCUUUUUCUUGGCUGUUUGGUUAAUGCCGCAAGUGUCGUUAAACCGGGACGAUGACGAGAAACUGAAGCAGGAGGGAAGAAAGAGGAUCAAGGGAGAGGGCUCAGACGAGGAGGAAACCAGAAACUAA
Molecule: messenger RNA, 1951 nt
Organism: Aspergillus steynii IBT 23096
Lineage: Eukaryota; Fungi; Ascomycota; Eurotiomycetes; Eurotiales; Aspergillaceae
Product: putative MFS drug transporter
Exons: 7
Coding region: 194-1951 (585 amino acids)
Biological process (GO): transmembrane transport
Molecular function (GO): transmembrane transporter activity
Source: RefSeq, a predicted model, not a curated record